Mesocricetus auratus (golden hamster) is the source of this 249-nucleotide messenger RNA. RefSeq names its product 60S ribosomal protein L39-like. Lineage: Eukaryota; Metazoa; Chordata; Mammalia; Rodentia; Cricetidae. The transcript has a single exon. Gene Ontology annotation, biological process: translation. Gene Ontology annotation, cellular component: ribosome; cytosolic large ribosomal subunit. The coding region runs from base 64 to 249 and encodes 61 amino acids. Gene Ontology annotation, molecular function: structural constituent of ribosome. The record is from RefSeq and is a predicted model, not a curated record.
UGUAUAUACGCUUCACCUUCCCUCCGCCAUCGUACAGUGUUACGUCUGGGUCAGUGUCUCAUCAUGUCUUCUCACAAGACUCUCAGAAUCAAGCGAUUCUUGGCCAAGGAACAAAAGCAAAAAAAAACCAAAAAAACAAAACAAAAGCAAAAUCGCCCUAUUUCUCAGCGGAUGCGGAUGAAAACCGGUAGCAAAAUCAGGUACAACUCCAAGAGAAGACCCUGGAGGAGAACCAAGCUGGGCCUCUAG